AUGAUUUCGUUAACCCUUCCUACAGAUAUUCCUAAUGUUUCUGUUCUAGCCACGGAACCUUCUACUAACCAGCUGGAACCUGUACGACAUAAAGUUAAACAUGCUUGUAGCAGCUGUAAGGAAAGAAAAGUUAGAUGUGAUGGUCAGUCUCCUUGUGCUAGUUGUAUAAACGCAAGGGUGAAAUGUGAAUACGUUAUGAACAUGAAGCCAUUAAAGAAGAAACGCAAAGUUAGUUUUAUAAGAUCCAAUUUGUCUAAAAAUGAACUUAAAGGUGGAAGUUCUGUGAUUAGUUCUCAAAAUGCACAAGGCGUUGAUUAUAAGAAAGUCUUUCAUUCUUUGUUCCCGGACGUUGAUUUAUCUCAAAGUAACCUAUGUACCGAGUCAUUGAUAUCUAUUGUGAAAUCAAGCAACGAAUGCCCUCAGACCCAAGUGCCUUCUUCCCGACGUAAACUAAUACUACCGCCUAAACAAAUUGCGUUGACUCUCAUUUCGAAAUCUUGGGAUUCUGCUUGUUUAUUGUUCAGAUUUUACCAUAGACCAACUUUUAUCAAGGUAGUGGAAUCACUUUAUACAGUGAAAAAUUUCGAAUAUUCAGAGAAGCAAAAGCGAUUUCUCCCGCUUGUUUAUUCUGUGAUAGCGGUAGGGGCUCUAUUCUGUAAAUCGUACGCCGAAACAACAGACCACAAACAAAUGAUGGAGUUUUUUCAAGAUGAAGGGCAUAAAUAUUUCAUUGAAGCUAAAUGUUUACUCGAUCCGAUAAAUUCUCAAGAUGUUGAGUCGCUACAGGCCAUCUUCAUGCUUACAAUAUUUUUGCAGUGCAGUGCAAAUUUAUCCUCAGGAUAUACAUACAUUGGCAUUGCUCUUCGUACUGCUAUCAAACAAAAUUUCCAUAGGAAGACCUCUCUACAAAACUUGAAUUUGCUUGAACAAGAAACGAUUAAAAAAUUAUUUUGGACAAUUUAUAAAACUGACAUCUAUAUGAAUUGUAUUUUGGGACUUCCAAAUUCUCUAGAUGAAUCUCUCAUAGACCAGGAAUUUCCUUCUGAUAUUGAUGACGACAGAAUUUUAGAAAAUAGACUUUUAGUGCAGCCUUCAGGGAAGCUCAGCUCUGUUGGUAUGAAUAACGAGCACACAAAACUAAUUUUGAUAAUGAAUAAUGCCCAUAAAAUUCUUUAUCCAAUGUCUUUGACUGUUACUUCUAUUUCACAUAGUGAGAUUAGCAAGUUAGAAGGUGAAUUGUCCAACUGGCUUGAGAGAUUACCGUUUCAGUUGAAACCAGAAUUUUCCCCCACUUCAGAAAAACUUGCACCAUAUCUUAAACCUAAUCGCUAUUUGCAUCUUGAUUAUCUUCAUGCUGAAAUUAUGCUAUAUCGACCAUUUAUACACUAUCUUGUUUUAGAUAGUGAGGAAUUCCCCAAUUAUCAGUUUCAUAUUCAUAUGGCCAAUAAGUGCAUAAAUACAGCUCGUAAAGUUAUUCGAUUGGCUGUAGAGAUGGAUCAACAGAAAGUUUUAAACGCCGUUUACUGGUUUUCCGUCCAUACAAUUUUUUUUAGUGUUGCGUGCUUAUUAUAUUUCAUGCAUCAAAUGAAAUUGAAAGGGUGUAAUCUAAGUAGUCCUAACACCGAAAAGGACUGCAGAGAUGGUUUUAACUUACUGUUGCAAUUAAAGAAUGUUUCCCUGGCAUCUAGUAAAACUUUCGAGGUUCUAAAAUCUUUAUUCGAGAAAUUAAACCAAAAAACUAUGGAAUUAUCCGAUACAGUGUUACCCAACAUUAUUGCUAAACAAAAGGAACAUGAACUGGAAGCUUUUACCAAAAUAUCCGACCUCUUUAUGGAGAAUGAAAUUGAUGAGAAUUUACUGGAAUAUCAAAAUGUCGCAUUGCCUGACCCAACCGAAUUUGAUAAUGACUUUUUGAAUAAAAUUUUGAGUCAAUUUUCAUCAGAUCUCAGUUGA
This is a messenger RNA of Kluyveromyces lactis, 1953 nucleotides long. RefSeq lists its product as uncharacterized. The coding region runs from base 1 to 1953 and encodes 650 amino acids. Gene Ontology annotation, cellular component: nucleus. Gene Ontology annotation, molecular function: sequence-specific DNA binding; DNA-binding transcription factor activity, RNA polymerase II-specific; zinc ion binding. The transcript has a single exon. The record is from RefSeq and is a predicted model, not a curated record. NCBI's taxonomy places the organism in Eukaryota, Fungi, Ascomycota, Saccharomycetes, Saccharomycetales, Saccharomycetaceae. Gene Ontology annotation, biological process: positive regulation of transcription by RNA polymerase II; DNA-templated transcription.